Molecule: messenger RNA, 231 nt
Organism: Acanthoscelides obtectus
Lineage: Eukaryota; Metazoa; Arthropoda; Insecta; Coleoptera; Chrysomelidae
Source: the annotation of a GenBank genome assembly
AUGGUAACAGAAGAACAUUUUUGGGGAAAGCCCACUUAUGGGGCUAUAGUUUUGGCGUUGCGUCGCGCACACGAGUACGCGACGCAAUUCAACGUAAAGAAUGUGGCUUAUCCCAGAAUUUCAUGUGGACUCGACAGGAAAAACUGGGGUCUUUUCUCUAAGCUCAUAAAAUUUAUUUUCCAUGAUAGUGGAAUAUCAAUAAAAAUAUAUGUGAUACAAACCCUAUUUUGA